This is a messenger RNA of Bathycoccus prasinos, 2976 nucleotides long. Its product is annotated as HIRA. Gene Ontology annotation, cellular component: nucleus; HIR complex. Gene Ontology annotation, molecular function: nucleosome binding; protein binding. The transcript has a single exon. The record is from RefSeq and is a predicted model, not a curated record. Gene Ontology annotation, biological process: chromatin remodeling; DNA-templated transcription; regulation of DNA-templated transcription. Bases 1 to 2976 code for a protein of 991 amino acids. Lineage: Eukaryota; Viridiplantae; Chlorophyta; Mamiellophyceae; Mamiellales; Bathycoccaceae.
AUGGUGUUGAUCUAUAAACCGUCCUUCGUCGCGCACGACGGUUCGGCUCCGAUUUACUCCAUCGACACGCAUCCGGAUGGCAGUCGAUUUGCAACCGCUGGUGGCGACCGAAAAGUGAAAGUCUGGACCACCUCCGCGUUGCUCGACCGGAACAAAGAGAACGAUAAGGAGUGUCCAAAACUUCUGGCGACGUUAGCGGACCAUUACGGGCCGGUGAAUUGCUGCCGGUUUAGCAAAAAUGGCCGGUAUUUAGCCACCGCUUCCACGGACUCAAACAUUUUUCUCUACGAACUCCACGAAGGGAAAGGAAGAACGAUGUUUGGGUCGAACGAUGAACCGAACGUGGAAAAUUGGUCGAACGUUGGGAAAUUAAAAGGGCACCAAUCGGACGUGAUCGAUAUCGCCUUCUCGCCGGACGAUAAGUACUUAGCGUCCGCGUCGUACGAUAACUUGGUCAAUGUGUGGGACGUGGAGAUGAAGCAAAUAGUCGCGACGUUGAAAGGCCAUCAAAGUUUCGUCAAAGGCGUAGCCUGGGACCCGAUCGGUAAGUUUUUAGCCACGCAAGGCGACGAUAAAUCGGUCAUCAUAUGGCGAGUGGACGACUGGGAAAAAGUGUCCACGAUUACGGAACCGUAUCGACAAUCCGUCGGCGCGACGUUUAGUAUGCGUUUGUGUUGGAGUCCAGACGGGAAGGCGGUGACCACGUGUAACUCGUACAAGAAACCGAGCCACACGGCGAGUGUCUUGGAAAGAGGCGAAUGGGACUCGAAAUUUGAUUUCGUAGGGCACAAAGGGCCAGUCGUGUGCGUGAGAUUUUCACCCGGAUUGUUCAAACAGAAAAUUGAAGCGGCGGAAGAUUCGAAAGAUAACGAUAGCGAGGAUAAGCCAAAAUUGCACACGGUGGUUGCAUGUGGAAGUCAAGACACAAAACUUACGAUUUGGAGAACGAAUCGAUCGAGACCGGUGUGCGUGAUUAAAUCGUGCUUUGAGGAGUCCGUGGUGGAUUUGAGUUGGACGCCGAAUGGCUUUUCGCUUUUGGCGUGCAGCACGGAUGGUACGAUGGGCGUCUUUACGUUUGAGGAAUCCGAGAUUGGAUGCACGGUGAAUAAAAGCGAAUCGGAAGCGUUUUUCCGCGAGACGUACGGGGGCAUGGUUGGACAGAAAAAAGUCGCGGUGUUGGAAGAUCCCACGCUUUUGAAGUACACCAAGAAGAACAUCAACGGCGAGACGACGACAAAUGGUGGAUUUGAUUCGAAAAACGGCACUCCGAUGGCACCGAAGCGCAUCAGCGCGGUACCAGUUGCAGCACCUGUCAUCCAACAAGCACCAAUCCGUCAACAACAACAGCAAGAGAUCAUAGCUUCAGAUGGGAGACGAAGAAUUACGCCCAUGGCGAACGCUCCGGGCACGCAAGUCAUCGCGUCGCCGCCCUCCGCAAGGCCACCGCAGCAAAUCAUCACCAACAAUGAAAAUCAAGUGCCCAGAAAUUUACCCGCUUAUACCAUGCCGACGACUACUACCGUUGCCGGCGUGAAACGGGUCGCUCCGCAGGAGAUGAUGCCUGCCGGUAACGCGCCGAAACGGUUGGCGCCUAUGCCGGUCGGCGGCGGCGGCGGUCAGCCGCAAAGAAUUCAGCCCAUUCCGGCGGGUGGUCAACAACAAGCGCCGGCGCGAUUGCUUUUAACGCCACCGCCGGCGAGGCAACAAAUGACGGUGCAAGUGUCGCAGCAGCAGCAGCAGCAGCAGCAACAGCAGCAGCAGCAACAGCAACAGCAACAAGCGCGACCAGCUGUCCAGCAACAAGCAGCGCGUCAAAUUAUUCCAGUAGCUCCGAUUCCGCAAACCGUGCACGCCAAACUAGUCGCCGAAGACGCGAUGGUGGCGAACUCAUUUGAUGACCAAGAUAACAUUCCGACGGCGCCAGUUGUGCUCGAGUGCAAGAACGAUUUUCAGCGGAACGCGAGUGAUCUCGUCUGCUCGCGUUCGGGUGAAGAGUUAUGGACAGAUCGUCUCGAUGCGAGAUGUUCGCACAUCACCGGGAACGCGAGGUACUCGUGCGUCGCGCUCGAAGACGGGUCGCUUCAAAUUUAUACCGAGACUGGAAGACGGCAGUUACCAACGAUUGCGUUGGAAGGUGGGAAAGUAUGCUUUAUCGCGUGCGUAAAUAGUAGUAAAACGAAAGAAGAAGAAGAAGUACAAAUUGAAAGUUCGGAGACAAAACUUUUAGUUGUAACCACCGACGCGUCUUUGUACGUGUGGGAUUUGGAGAAGGACAACGAAAGGUGCGUUUUGGAGAGUUCCAUCGCGAGCAUUUGCUUCAAUCGUAGAGACGGAGCGCGAAUUUCUCGCGUUUCGUUGAGCGAAAAGGGUGUUCCGCUCGUGACGUUAUCGAACGGCGUAGCGUACGCGUUCCACAAAAAGUUGAAGGCCUGGGCUAAGGUUGCGGACACCUCCUUUCAAAAAUCCGAGUACUUUUCGAGAUUACGGUUCGGCUCUACCGACGGUUCGGGCGGUGAAGUGCGAAAGUUGCAAACAUCUGCCGCACGAUUAGCGAUUGGUGCUAUGGCUAAUUCAAUGCGUUCUUUCUCGUCGUUCCAGACGCCAAAGCGCGAAUCUGGCCGUCAUCUCGAGCAAAUAUUGCAAUCGUGUAAAGUUCUCGGGAGUGAGAAAGAAUUCAAAGCUUGGUUACGAACGUACGCCACGCACUUGGCUUCAGAAUCGAUCGGGAACGAUCAGCGCACGCACUUUGCCGGCGCAGAGAAGCAACUUCGCGAGUUGUGUGAAGAACUGUUAGGUUCAAUCUCGAAGAGCGAUAAGGAGAUGGAGAAAGACGGCGAACACGGUUUGAUCCUCGGCAUGAAACGAAGAGAUUUAUUGAGAGAUGUCGUCAUUCCCGCACUCGCGAGCGACGGUUUGUGCCAGAGAUUAGUCACCGAAACGAUCGAGCUUCUCGAAGCUGCUGAAAAGGCGAAAUAA